AUGAUUUCUUCAAUUUUAUCACCAACUGUUGGAUUUAAUUUUCCAAGGAUAAAUAAUAAUAAAAAUAUUCAAUCAGUAACAACACUUCCACCAGAAACAAUACAUUUAACUAUGCAUGAAAAUAGUUAUUCAACUGAAGAAAAAAUUAAAUAUAUUAUGGAAUGUAUUAAUAAAUGUAUGGAAAAUCGUCAACAACAACCAAAAAAAGGAAAUAUUAUUGAUAAUGGUAGAGAUACAUGUAUUCAAAGGCAAUGUCGAAUUUAUGAACGACGUCGUUAA
This is a messenger RNA of Rotaria sordida, 279 nucleotides long. The record is from the annotation of a GenBank genome assembly. NCBI's taxonomy places the organism in Eukaryota, Metazoa, Rotifera, Eurotatoria, Philodinida, Philodinidae.